AUGGCUGAACUCAAAACGCUUCUUUCCAUGUCCAGCUCUCUCACGGACAGUUAUUGGACCAUCAUGUUUGCCCUUUUGAUUGUUCUAAUCACAGCCAUUUACUUUAAACUCAUGCCGAAGAAACCACCCAAGAGUCCUCCAAUGGUUGGCCGAUACAUUCCAUUCAUUGGAGUUGCAAAGAGGUUCGGAAUUGAGCCUAUCAAAUUGUUGGAGGAGUGUAAAGAGAAGUAUGGAGAGAUCUUUACGCUUAAUAUUGCUGGAAAAUGUUUUACCUUUCUCACCAAUCCAGAAUUAUUUCAAUACUUUUUCAACCCAGCAAAAGGAAAUUCAUGUCGUGUCAAGACAAAAAAGACAGUCACAGAAGAAUCAAAACAUGCCAUUUCCUUUGAUCAUGCGGUUUUAGAAUUUAUUAGCCGAGUAUUUGGAAUUCCAGUGAACGAUUUCAUGUCUCAACACAUCACCAUGGUGAAUACUAUGAGAGCUAAAUUAAGCCCAACCACCACUCUUCCUUUCUAUACCAAAGAGAUUGCAAGCAAUUUAUUAGAUGUGUUUGAUAAGGGUACUCUUACCACAAACGAUCAAGCAAUUUCUAAUUCCCAAAAUGUCAGAGGUUUUACUUGGAACGAAAAUGGUACAGAUGACUUGUUUAAGGCAAUUGUUGAGACUUUAUUUUGGAGUACAGUGAAAUCUCUGUAUGAGAAAGAUGCCUUUCUCACUGAUGAAUUUGAUGCUUGCAAAGCUUUCCAAAUAUUGGAUGAACAAUUCGAAAUUAGAGCAAGUGGAAUGGUACCUGAAUCUCUUAUGACUACUUUUUCAAAGGCAAAACAAUUUCUAUUGAGAAAUAUUUCAGAUAUUGCAUCGAAAUUAGAUGCAAUAAAACCAGAAGAUCAAAAACGCAUGUUUCAAUCAUUGAGUGAUGCUCUAAAAGACAAUGUUGAAGAUCAGAAAACAAUUUUACACUUUGGUUUGGCCAUGUUGUGGGCAUCUCAAGCCAAUAGUUUACCAUCUUCAUUAUGGACAAUUUGCUUUGUUGUGUCUAAUCCAGAAAUUUAUUCAAAGCUCCAACAAGAAGUUGAUGAUGUCUUUACAAAUCACAUUAAGAAUCCACGUGAUUUAUCUUUUGAAAAUUUACACUUGUUUCCAUAUGUGAAAGCAUGCGUCUAUGAAGCAAUUAGAAUAAUACCUCCUGGAAUGCUCAUUAGAAAGGUCAUGCAACCUAUUAAAAUCCCUAACUAUGAUUACAUCAUUCCAGAGGGACACAAUCUCUGUAUUUCUCCUUUCAUUGCCCACUUUGAUGAAAAGUAUUACCAUGAGCCACAAAAAUACAAUCCAGAGCGAUGGCUUCAAAGUGGUGAAGAUAGUCUAAAUGACAGAAGCAAGCAAUUUAUUGCAUGGGGAAGAGGUCCACAUGAAUGUCCUGGAAAAGCAUUUAGUGUUGUGGAAUUGAUCUCUUUUAUUGCUCUCUUUUUCUACAAGUUUAGAAAUAUUAAACUUAAUGGACCCAUGCCAUCACCUGCUUUGCACCGUCUGAUUGGAGUCCCUCAUCCAAGUUCCAAAGUGUCCAUCUCCCACAACAAUGAAAAUACACCAAAGCAUGCUUCCUAUGGUACAGUCACUACUAGUAGUGGUAACCAUGUUGUUGAGAAUCUCUCCAUCAUCCCAUUCGAUCCUCACAAGAGAAAGAUCAACAAACUCAAGACAACCAAGCAGAAAGCGAUUGUUUUUGAGACUUCUUCUUCUGGUGGUAGAAGUAGUAGCCACCAAUCAUCCACCCAACGAUUGCUCCCAAACACUCUUUCAUCAACCAACCACAGUCAAGAAUUGAUGAAUCAUCAUCACUCCAUUCCAUCCCAAAAAGAAACUUCUCAAAAUCCAUUCGAUGGUUCUAAUAGUUUCUCUCAACAUUUCAAUAUUAGAACUCUCAGAGCCAAUCAUCAAACUCCAAGACAAGGAAGGAAAUUUAUUGAACCUCCUCAAUAUAGAAGUACAGUUCAACAAGAUCAUAUUCAUCAUUGUACUCUCAGCAUCAAGAGUGAAGAAGUACAGGAUCGUUGUCCCCCAUUACAUGAUGAGGAGAGCCAAUGGAUGACCAUUCAGCCACCAACAACAAGCCAAAACACUCCAACACUUCCAGCCUUCCAUGGUGGUGGUACUUCUUUGGAAGAUAGGCUUUUUUCAGACUCGUUGACUAUUACAAGUUUCAGGUCUAAUACAAGUUGUAAUAUUGGUCCUUUCAUAUCGUGUAGCCUCCCUCCAACCUCUUUCACCAAAGAUUCAUCAUCGAUGAGCAUCAAUAGUAGCAUCAGCAGCAGUAGAAAUAGUAACUCUUCGAUAGUAUCCUCAUCAUCAUCCCUCUCUACGGAUGGUGGAUCUGAGAGAAUGAAUCCUAACAAUAAUAAUAUAUUAUUGAAACACAAUUUCAGGACCAAAUUGAUGAAGGGUUUAGUUGGAGCCUUCCAUGACCAUCAUCGACCUCAUGCUCAAUCAACACGCAUGAGUAGUAGUUCAACUACUUCCUUCUCACCAUCAACAGUUGCACGCAGUUUCCCAAUAUCCGAAUUGGGACACAUUUCAUUCACAUUCUUGAUGCCUCAACCAAAUCACACAAUGAAACAAGUAGCAGAAGCACUCAUAAGAAUCUUUUUGAAACAACAACAACAAGACCAAACACCAACUCAACACAACUUCCAAGACAAGUAA
This is a messenger RNA of Naegleria fowleri, 2700 nucleotides long. RefSeq lists its product as uncharacterized. NCBI's taxonomy places the organism in Eukaryota, Heterolobosea, Eutetramitea, Acrasida, Naegleriidae. The record is from RefSeq and is a predicted model, not a curated record. The coding region runs from base 1 to 2700 and encodes 899 amino acids. The transcript has 5 exons. Gene Ontology annotation, molecular function: monooxygenase activity; oxidoreductase activity, acting on paired donors, with incorporation or reduction of molecular oxygen; heme binding.